AUGGAUCAAUUAUUUUUAACACGCGAGAAAUUAUUAGCUCAAUUAAAUGAAAUAUCUGGUAGUGGUGGUAAUGAUGGACAUUCACCAUCAACAUCAUCUUCAAAUGAUAAACGAUCACUAUCAACAAAUUAUUCGAAUGAAAUAAAACCUACAAAUUCUCAAGACGAUGAAGGCGAAGAAGGUGAAAUAAGUGAAAGUGACUAA
Rotaria sp. Silwood2 is the source of this 204-nucleotide messenger RNA. The record is from the annotation of a GenBank genome assembly. NCBI's taxonomy places the organism in Eukaryota, Metazoa, Rotifera, Eurotatoria, Philodinida, Philodinidae.